AAUAGCCUAAAUUUCCACACGGCAAACGUCUUUAUAAACUUAUACUAGUAAAACAUUUCAUCAACAAAUUCCCACUUCCCAAACUAAAACAAACUACCAUCUUCAAGCUCCAAUGGAGCUCAAUUUUACCAGUUUCCAGUUCUACUUCUUCCUACUCUUUUCUCUAAUCUUUGUAGUUCAUGCGAAGCUAUACCUCGACCCGUCGGACUAUAAAGCCUUCAAGAUCAUUCAAAGAGAUUUGGGCAUAUAUAAUCACCACCCUUCUUUUAGUACAACUCCCUGCAACUCUCCUGCAGUUUCCUGUGAACGGAGAGUUGCGAAUUACAGUUCUGUUCUGAAGAUUACUCGUAUCGCUUACGAGUCGGAGAAGCUUGAUGGUUUCAUCUCCCCUGUUAUUGGUCAGCUCUCGGAGCUUCGAGAGCUGACUUUGUCAACUAACCAUCUUGUUGACAAAAUACCAGAAGAAAUUGUUGACUGCCAGAAACUUGAGAUUCUUAAUCUUAAGAGUAAUCAUUUUACUGGUGGUGUACCGUCUGAAUUGUCGAAACUUGUUCGUCUUCGAGUUCUUGACUUCUCCAUGAAUAGGCUUUCAGGGGACUUGAGCUUCUUGAGGUAUUUCCCUAACUUAGAGAGUCUCACACUUGCUAAUAAUCUUUUCACUGGGAAGAUCCCAGCAUCUCUGAAGUCGUUUAGGAACUUGCAAUUCUUUGACAUUUCUGGGAAUGAUUAUAUUCAAGGCCCAUUUCCUGUUUUAAAAGGGGUUGAAUAUAUAUCAUCAGAAGUCCCAAAGAAGAGCUUAGUUCCAAGAAGAUACAUACUUGAGCAAAAUUCAACUGCGAGGAGUAAUCGCAGUUCGUCUAGAGCUCAGAGAGCAAGCUCUGGUCCUGCUCAAGCUCCUUCGCCAUCUGCACAUAAAUCAAAGCACCACAACAAACGGAAGAAGCUCGUGGCUUGGUCACUCGGGUUCCUAGCUGGAGGUGUAGUAGGGGGUAUAUGUGGGAUGAUAUUUUCGGUACUUGUGAAGACGGGAUUGGCUAUGUUACGUGGUAGGGGAAAGGGUGCUGGACCAUCAAUCUUCAGUCCACUUAUCAAGAAAGCGGAGGACCUUGCUUUCUUGGAGAAAGAAGAUGCUUUGACAAACUUACAGUUGAUAGGAAAAGGUGGAUGUGGUGAAGUGUACAAAACAGAGCUACCAGGCAGCAAUGGAAAGAUGAUUGCAAUAAAGAAGAUAAACGAACCUGCAAAGGAGGCUGCAGAGAUCACUGAAGAAGAUAGUAAAAUGUUGAACAAGAAGAUGCGUCAAGUCCGAUCAGAGAUACAAACUGUUGGCAAAAUCAGACACCGCAAUUUGAUACCUCUCCUUGCUCAUGUGCCAAGGCACAAUUGUCAUUUGUUAGUCUAUGAGUAUAUGAAAAAUGGUAGUUUGCAUGAUAUAAUGGUAAAGCUUGCCAAAGGAGAGACAGAGUUAGAUUGGCUUUCUCGAUUUAGAAUAGCACUCGGAGUGGUUUCAGGGCUUGAAUAUCUACAUAUAAAUAAUAACCCCAGAAUCAUUCAUAGGGAUCUCAAGCCAGCCAACAUCCUUCUUGAUGAUGACAUGGAGCCUCGAAUUGCAGAUUUUGGGCUUGCAAAGGAAAUGCCCCUCGAGAAUACCCAUAUGUCAACUUCACAUGUAGCUGGAACAUAUGGGUAUAUAGCUCCAGAGUAUCACCAAACUUUUAAGUUCACAGAAAAAUGUGAUAUAUUCAGCUUUGGCGUGGUUCUUGGAUCUCUGGUAAUGGGAAAGCUACCAGGCGAUAUAUUCUUUCAAAACACAGAAGAGAUCAACUUGGUGAAAUGGAUGAGGAAUGUCAUGACUUCAGAAGAACCAAAAAGAGCACUUGAUCCUAAACUAAUGGGGAAUGGGUAUGAAGAGCAAAUGCUUCAAGUCCUAAAAAUUGCAUUCUUUUGUACUCUCGAUGAUCCCAAACAAAGGCCUGACAGUAAGGAUGUUAGAGGUAUGUUGUCCCAAAUCAAUCACUAAAUAUAAGUUUAAGCUGAAUGUUCGACUGGAAUGGUGGUAAAUACAGGUAAAUGCAGUAUAGAGCUACUCACAUAUAAGUGUAUCUAGUGUAUCUAUUAAGUGUAGUUCUGUUUUAGUGUUUUGUUGAUCACUUUAUAGUUGUAAUAUUGAAUCAAGAUUCAAGAUCAUCCAUGUGUUUGCUGAUACAAUAUAUAUUUUACUGCUCAAACAAAUAAAGAGCAAUUGAACGA
Molecule: messenger RNA, 2250 nt
Organism: Spinacia oleracea (spinach)
Lineage: Eukaryota; Viridiplantae; Streptophyta; Magnoliopsida; Caryophyllales; Amaranthaceae
Product: leucine-rich repeat receptor-like serine/threonine/tyrosine-protein kinase SOBIR1
Exons: 1
Coding region: 113-2020 (635 amino acids)
Biological process (GO): protein phosphorylation
Molecular function (GO): protein kinase activity; ATP binding; receptor serine/threonine kinase binding
Source: RefSeq, a predicted model, not a curated record